This is a messenger RNA of Athene cunicularia (burrowing owl), 1250 nucleotides long. RefSeq names its product chromosome 17 C9orf16 homolog (gene BBLN). The record is from RefSeq and is a predicted model, not a curated record. NCBI's taxonomy places the organism in Eukaryota, Metazoa, Chordata, Aves, Strigiformes, Strigidae. The coding region runs from base 1 to 381 and encodes 126 amino acids. The transcript is spliced from 2 exons.
AUGGUAUAUGAAAAUCCUUUGGUUGAACUUGAUGCCCCACACUUGGGUCCCUUUGGCAAUAAUGAUGCCAGUACCAGCACCUUCGGGCUCAUCUCUGCUCCUGCCACAGCAACGGCUGCGCUGUUCUGGCAGUCUGACCCCAUCCAGGCCCUUGUGAAGCACACCCCAGCCUGGGAGCCUUAUGCAAAAUACGCAGAAAUAAACUCCAUGCUGGACCAGAUAAGCUCCUGCCUGGAUCACCUGGAGGAGAAGAAUGAUUAUUUACAUGCCUGCUUGAAAGAACUGCUGGAGUCCAACCGCCAGACCCGCCUGGAGUUCCAGCAGCAGAGUGAGCAGCAGAACACACAAGCUGAUGUGCAGGGAUCACAGCCUCCUGGCUAGCGUGCUGGCUGCAAGCUCUGUUAGUGUUGCUAAGAGGACAUUUACUGGUCACUGAUUUCAUGUAAAACUUGAAUAGACGAGGUACCUCGUGCCUGCUACUUGUUCCUUCCUGUAGUUGUGUCCUGCCGUUCACCUCCAUGUUCUGUUUUUAUUUAGCUGUGUGAUAGGUGCAGAAGCACACAGGUGGAUGUAGGAGAGCUUGUUCUUUUUUGCGCCCCAACACAAGCCUGGCACUGACACUUGGUUAAAGCUGGCUGUAGGAAACCUGAUGCCAUGCAGGUUGUUUGCGAGUAGGCCCUCUUCGCAAAGAGGAAAAAUGAUCUCUGCUCUUUUGCACUGUUAAAUCCAAGCAAGGAGUGUUAUGGCUGUAGCCUCUUCCCUCAAAAAGCACGUAGGCAGAGGCUGUCCUGGCUCCAGGCUUGCCCCUAAGAGUAAUGCCAAUGACAGACUUGCAGAGGGAAGCUCUAGGCCAGCUCCUGUCUUGAAACUACAGCUUCCCAUUACUCACGUUAACUGUGACGUACGACAUACUGGCAGAUGGUCCCAGAUCACUGGACACUACUAUCCCCCUUCUAAGCAGAUAAGACAAGCUACCAGGGUGAUGGUUUUGGGAACUACCUAAUUCCUUAAGAUGACAUUAAUAACUCGGGCAUUAGAGAGGGGCAGAGCAGUGUCCUCCCUGCACAUUUUGACAAGAGCACGCCUGAGCAUUCCAGCCUGAAACUUCAUGAUCUUGUCAGGAUGGCCUGGGGCCAGCAUGGUGAAGCAGGUCUUACUGUUAUAAUUCUAUAGAGUUAAAGAAGUUUUUCUGAAAGUUAAAGAAGUUCUUUAUAAGAAAUCUGUUUUAUUAAAAUCAGUUUGAAACAAAA